This is a messenger RNA of Entamoeba dispar SAW760, 561 nucleotides long. Its product is annotated as vesicle transport protein SFT2B, putative. The coding region runs from base 1 to 561 and encodes 186 amino acids. The record is from RefSeq and is a predicted model, not a curated record. NCBI's taxonomy places the organism in Eukaryota, Evosea, Mastigamoebida, Endamoebidae. Gene Ontology annotation, cellular component: membrane. The transcript has a single exon. Gene Ontology annotation, biological process: vesicle-mediated transport.
AUGGAUACAAUCAAAAGUGGAUGGUCGAGUCUUAAAAGAACUGUUCGUUCUAAAGUGAAUGGACCACAACAAGAGGAAGACUAUUUUUCAGAAAGUUGGUUUGAUAAAUUGGUUGGAGGUGAAGACCAAUCAUGUUUUUCAUAUUUCAAACUUCCUUUUAAAGUACGAAUUUCAAUAAUAUGUAUACUCGUAUUCUUUGGUAUAAUUAGUCUUUUCUUGAGUUUUACAUUCAUUUUACUUCCAAUGAAAUUUGCUAAGUUAUUUACUGUUGGGAAUGUACUAAUAUUACUCUCAACAUUCUUUUUGAGAAGUAUUUCUAGUCAAAUUAAAUCAUUGAUUUCUGAUAUCCCCAAGUUAGUUGCAUUUAUUCUCUAUUUAAUAUCUAUUGCUCUUGUUCUCUUUUGUGCUUUAAAACUAAAAUCUACUAUGUUAACACUUCCCUGUGUAGUAUUAGAAGUUGUAGCAUUAUUAUGGUAUUUAUUUUCAUACCUUCCAUAUGGGCAAGAAAUGCUUAAGACCUGUUUCUCUGGUUGUUGGUCAUGUUGUGUUCAUUCUAAUUGA